UUUCAGAACGUAAGGAAGAUUCUGUACUGUAAUUUAAGGAAACAAUCUCGCAUUUCUAUUAUUUAUAUAUGUUUGUUUUGUUUUACUUACUGUCUUUUUAAGGGAUCAACUUUGUCUUUGAUUCCAUAGUUUGUUAAUAAUUCAGAUUUCUAAUGGAUAAACACAGAGUAUCAUUACUAUGGAGAAAUAGCUAAUAGGAAUUAAGUUUUAAUUGUGCAUUUUGUGCGCGAUUCAAGAUUGCUUAUUGAAUAUUGGAUUAUAUUUGACCGCUUGGAAUCCUUAUCCUGGCUUGCUGGUAAACUAUGAAAAUGGUUUUAUCUCAGCGCCAAAGGGAUGAGCUGAAUAAGGCUAUAGCUGAUUAUCUGGCAUCUAGCGGGUAUAUGGAUGCUCUAGAGGCAUUUAAGAAAGAAUCAGAUAUGCGUGGUGAAAUGGAUAAAAAAUAUUCUGGAAUACUUGAAAAGAAAUGGACUUCUGUAAUUAGGCUACAAAAAAAAGUUAUAGACCUGGAAGCAAAGUUAGCAGAAGCCGAAAGGGAAUUUAUUGCAGGAGCUCCUACAAGGGAUAAACGUUCCCCAUCUGAAUGGAUACCUAGACCUCCAGAACGACACUGUUUAUCUGCACAUAGAGCUCCUGUAACCAGAGUUGUCUUUCAUCCAGUUUAUAAUAUUUUAGUUUCAUCUAGUGAAGAUGCUACAAUAAAAGUAUGGGAUUAUGAAACAGGAGAGUAUGAGAAAACUUUAAAAGGCCAUACUGAUUCAGUGCAAGAUAUUGGUUUUGAUCAUACUGGAAAGUGGUUAGUGUCUUGUUCAGCUGAUAUGACAGUUAAACUCUGGGAUUUCACUCUUUUUGAAUGUAUAAGAACAAUGCGGGGCCAUGAUCAUAAUGUUUCGUCUGUGACAUUUGUACCUAGUGGAGAUCACAUAGUGUCGUCUUCCAGGGAUAAAACUAUAAAAAUGUGGGAAGUAUCAACUGGCUACUGUGUAAAAACAUUCACGGGUCAUCGAGAAUGGGUGAGAAUGGUGCGAGUCAAUCAAGAUGGAUCUCUGUUAGCUAGUUGUUCAAAUGAUCAAACAGUACGUGUGUGGGUUGUAGGCACAAAAGAAUGUAAACUAGAGUUACGAGAGCAUGAUCAUGUGGUAGAAUGCAUAGCUUGGGCUCCUGAAUCUGCUGCUCCUGCCAUCAAUGACGCUGCUGGUGUAGAUAAUAAGCAUGGUGUGAGAACUGGUCCUUUCCUGAUUUCCGGAUCUCGUGAUAAAACAAUUAAGUUAUGGGAUAUCAGCACUGGCUUAAGCUUGUUCACUUUGAUCGGCCAUGAUAACUGGGUGAGGGGUGUGAAGUUUCAUCCGGGAGGCAAAUAUAUUGUCAGUGCAUCGGAUGACAAAACACUGCGCAUUUGGGAUGUGAAGAACAAGCGCUGCAGUAAAACAAUUGAUGCACAUGCCCACUUUUGCACUUCAGUAGAUUUUCAUCAUACUGCUCCUUUUGUGAUUACUGGAAGUGUUGAUCAGACUGUUAAAGUAUGGGAGUGUCGCUAAAUUCAGCAUCGUACAUCAUAGUACGUUGUAACAGCCAAAAAAGAGUCAUACUUUUUAACAGCUGUAGCUGUCCACAACUGAAAUUAAUCCAAUUAUAGCUAAAUUAUUAUGUUUGUUUCUUUACUACAUUUGUGUAAGUAGUGUCUUUAAAUAAGUAAAUAAAUGAAAUAAACCGCUUGUGAUUUUCAACAUCUUUGACCUGAUUUCCUGCCAUUUUAUUUGAUUUUAAUUGAACAUAUUCAAAUAUUAAAUGGCUGGAAACUUACAUUUUAUGUACAGUUCUGUUUUGAUCAAGAUUUCGUCUUCAGAUGUUAUUGUUAGAAAAAAGUUGGAAGUUCUAAUUCAUUAAAUAUUUCCCUUCUUGGACUUAUAAUUUAUUUGGUUGUGUUCGAGUGAUUUCUGAAUGUCGGGCAUAUCAGCUUUAGUGUCAACCAAAUAAUAAAAGUAUGUUGUGUCUUGGGACUUUUCUAUGGUAUGCUUCCACCACAGUUUGAGCUAUAAAAGUUCUUAUGAGAUUUCUAUCUAGUGAUUUGUAUAAUUUUUCUUUGCAAAAAGAAAAAAAAAUACAUUUGUGUGGAGUAAUAUUACUUUUUCUCCAAAUUUCAAGCACAAACUCCUGCAUUGUAUUAGGCAAAAUGUAUUUAAAUGAAAAAAAAAAUCAUUUAUGUACAUCAGAUGUUUCUUGUUUAUUGUGUGUGUUCUUUUAAGGGUGUAAAAAAAAA
Messenger RNA from Stegodyphus dumicola, 2257 nucleotides. It is a transcript of the gene Lis-1, whose product is annotated as LisH and WD40 domain-containing Lis-1. Lineage: Eukaryota; Metazoa; Arthropoda; Arachnida; Araneae; Eresidae. The record is from RefSeq and is a predicted model, not a curated record. Gene Ontology annotation, molecular function: protein binding.